AGAACAUAACAUCUACAACAUCUGUGUUCGCCCAUUACCGGAUCUCCAUCGAUCGCGGUAGUUUAGCUACGAAAACACAUCAAAGAAAGAAGCCAAGGGCAUUUAGAAUCGACCUAUUCUAUCCGGUUUAACUUGUGGCAUACGCCGUACGCACGCCUUCCCCAUGGAUCUUGUCUCAGGUAUCCGUAAAACGGGGUCGCGUGGCGGAGUCAAUUUCAACUGGGAAGAUGUCACAACCUCUGCUCACCGUGAAAAUUAUCUCGGACACAGCCUGAAAGCCCCAGUCGGCCGUUGGCAAAAAGGAAGAGACCUUAACUGGUACGCUAAGGCAGAUGCGACAGAUGCGGCUUCCGACGAGACGCCAGAACAGCAAGCUGCCCGUGAGCGGAAAGAGGAGCUGAAGAAGAUCAAGGAGGCUGAAGAGGAUGCAUUGGCUCGCGCACUGGGACUUCCCGUCGCUCCACGAAACGUUACGGGGGCGAACGCCGUGGAUGUAGGUGGAUCUCGAACUCAGGACAAUCCUACGCCUGAGGCAGUAGGCUCUAAGCUAGAUGAUCGCCCAGCAUCCAAGCACCACAGGGACCCAGAAAGGCGACAUAGACGCAGGCAUCGAAGCCGCAGUCGAAGUCACAGUCGCAGCCGUAGCCGGGAUGGAGACAGGAGAGGCCACCGCCAUCGCGACCGUGAGCGAGACCGGGAUAGACGUCGCGAUGGGUCACCCCGUGGAAGAUACGAGGAUCGUCGCUCUCGCCCAGUAGAGUACAGAGACGAUAGACGCGAAUACAAUAAACAAAGGAAUCAUAGUCGCCAUAGAGACACAGACAAGUCCGAGCGGUCAUACAGAACGGGUCGACAUAGAAGUUGCAGUAUUGAAGGUGCAGAGCACAAAAGAUCUUACAGAGAACGUCAUAGAUCUAGGUCACGAGAUGCAAGAGGAGAUGGAAGUCCUCAGCGCUAUCGGAGAAAUAGCCAUGAAAGAGAUUAACUCUAACCCCAAAUUUGAUUUUGAUUCUAUUUUAUACACGGCGCCUAUUGCUGUUGCUUUUAUCGAUGUUGACAAGCUCAGAGCAAUGGGACUCAAGAGAAGUGUUAACCAGAAGCCUAUAAAGCUCUCUCUUGUUCCUGGGUUAGGGAACAAUGUGCAGAUUUAUUUCCCUCGAAACUCGCACUAAAAAAACCCUCGGAAGGGCAGGUAGUAAAAAUGCAGUAGCUUCGUAAGCUCGGAAUAUUACCUAAUUAUGUUGAUCGUGUUGGUAGCAUUCCAUUUGUUCG
This is a messenger RNA of Xylaria bambusicola, 1272 nucleotides long. Its product is annotated as kinase phosphorylation protein-domain-containing protein. The transcript has a single exon. The record is from RefSeq and is a predicted model, not a curated record. NCBI's taxonomy places the organism in Eukaryota, Fungi, Ascomycota, Sordariomycetes, Xylariales, Xylariaceae. Bases 164 to 985 code for a protein of 273 amino acids.